AUGUCGAUUCAUUUUGGCUUGGUUCGACGAAACCCUAUUCCACUUUUUGUGUUAGCCAGAGGGUUUCAAACCACUUCUAGUUUGUCAAGUGCCGUAGAACACUGGUGGGGUCCUGAGAGAGCUGCAGGGAGAGAAGAAGUUGGACAUGGAGCUCUAGGAGACCCGGUUUAUCAAGAUAGAUACGAUUACUGGUACCCAGCCAUUAGGUUUCGCAAAGAAGAUGAUAUUAUUAAACCUAUUAGAGCCAAAGAAAAAUUAGAUUGGAAGAAUUUAACGAAGGAAGAGAAAAAGUACAGUUUCAAACAAACGUUGUCAGAAUUUGAGGCACCAACCGGGUACUGGAAACUUGUUGUUGCUGCAACUCUGACGUUGACAGCAAUAUCGAUCUUCUACAUGACAUUUAUAAACCAUUAUGCGUACCCUUCUGGACCUGGCACCUUCGAGAACGAGUACAGAGAAAAUAUGUUGAAAAAGCACCUUAUUUUGAACAAAGGAAUACCGGACACUGCUAAUUACGAUUACGAGAAAAACGAAUGGAAACGAUAG
Messenger RNA from Enterobius vermicularis (human pinworm), 546 nucleotides. Lineage: Eukaryota; Metazoa; Nematoda; Chromadorea; Rhabditida; Oxyuridae. The record is from the annotation of a GenBank genome assembly.